Messenger RNA from Armigeres subalbatus, 2286 nucleotides. RefSeq lists its product as uncharacterized. The record is from RefSeq and is a predicted model, not a curated record. NCBI's taxonomy places the organism in Eukaryota, Metazoa, Arthropoda, Insecta, Diptera, Culicidae. Bases 148 to 2286 code for a protein of 712 amino acids. The transcript has 5 exons.
GUUUGAACGAUGAUGUUUUGUUUUUAUUCUGUCAGUGAACAAGUUUUUCAAGAAGAAAAUUUUUAAAAGUGUUUUUCUAGUAAAAAUGUAGCUGCUAGUGACUAAGUCGCUAUUUUAAAUGAUUUUGUAAUAUUGUGAAACGUAUCGAUGGCGAACAGCAAAAAGUGUAUAGUACCGGAUUGUGAAAACUUGACAGGCGGAUCAGUAAGAUUCUUUGGAGUCCCACCGGCUGGAAGCAAGUUUUUUGGAAAAUGGCAGCAAUUCAUGAAGCUAUCGGGGAGCGGUGCAGAGAUGAUUUGCGAGGUACAUUUUGGCAGCAGUAAUUAUAUCAAAAGGAUGCGCAGAAUACUGAAAAAAACCGCCGUUCCACAAUCUGGUUCGCUGAAGGUGUUAUUAAAAGUAAACAGCUGUUGUGUUGUGGGUUGUCGCACACGCUCAAAGAAAACCCUUGUCCCGUUUCCUUCUGUAGCGAGAAAGAGGCAACUAAAGUUGUGGAAAGCAUCGUUAAACAUGGCUCCCCACGAUUCCAUUGCUGGGUUGAGGAUCUGCUACCGACACUUCGAGGAAAGAGAUUUUGAAACAGUGGUGUCAGUUUACCUCAAGCCAAAUGCGAUUCCAUGUUGCAAAGUGAAAAGAUUGGUGAAAUAUCCUCGGCGUUUGAUUCCUAGCACUGCUCCAAUACCGUCGGCUCUACAUGACCAUACAUACUAUUACCGUCGCUUCCAACCAAGGAGCAACAGGAUGUGUUCGGUAUACGGAUGCAAUGCACGAGCUGGAAAUGGUGUCACCCUGCAUAACUUCCUGCCAAAAAACGAUAAACGGUAUGCGGUAUGGACAUCAGCGUUGAAAUUCGGAAAAAAUCCUGCAAAAAACGCCACGGUGUGUAGCUUGCAUUUCACGGAAUCAAACUACUAUGCAGGUGCCAAACAUCUUAGGGCAGAUGCGAUACCGACAAAGAAUCUACCAAAAAUUCAACGGUUGAAGAGUGAGCCUACAUAUGUAAAAAAGCGAACUUCUUUUCGAAUGCGUGAGGAGGAGAACACCAAUCGCACAGGUAGUGAUUUUGAAAUCAGCUUCAGCGACACUAUGUCUAGCGAUGACAUUGGCGUAACACCUAGCUGUUCUUCAGUAAAGCCAACCGUAUGCAAUACAACUGUUAAUCCUGACUCUUCUGAUCAGCCAAACGGAACUGCGGUUAAUAUCGCACAACUACCAAGAUCUAGUGCCGAAGAGACAGCUUAUCAUACGCCUGAACAAUCAGCCAUCACAGAGCUAUUACCGUGUUCGAGUAAGGAAGCCAAUCCCGGUAAUGAACUUGAAGAAGCGUGGUACCCAUUGGAAAGUAUUGCAAAUGAUCAGAUCGAGAUCACAAGUAUUUCGAAAAACCUGAAAACACGUGAUACGAUAUUAUCUGAUUUGCUCAUCACCGAUCAAGACAUUAACACAUGGACUGGGAUUCCAACACUUGCAGUAUUGCAAGAGAUUUGCUAUUCAGUGCAAAAACUUGAGACAGUGUACCCGCGGAAAUGGUCAAUGCACUCUUCUGAUCGUGUUAUUUUAACAAUGGCCAAGAUAAAGCAAAACUUGUCUUUUGCUGCCUUAAGUACACUCUUUCGUAUUCAUUCUGCUACAGCAUCUCAAUAUUUCAGUCAUACCGUUCGUAUAUUGGCCGAGCUCCUCUCAUCAUUUGUACACAUGCCAGAGAAAGAAGAAAUUAAACGGAACAUACCGCUAUGCUUCCGAGAAAAUUUCUCGAACGUUACAAUUAUCCUUGACUGCACUGAAGUACCGAUAGCAACUUUAAAAUGCCUGAACUGUCGAAUUUCUACUUAUUCACAGUACAAAUCAACACGAACGGCUAAGUUUUUAGUAGGAGUUACACCCGCAGGAUUGAUUUCGUAUUGCAGUAACGCCUAUUCAGGAAAAGCGUCUGAUAAAUAUAUCUUCAACCAUGGAAAAUUGAUUGAUCAGCUUAAGCCGCAUAUUGAUGAAGUAAUGACUGACAAGGGCUUUACAAUAGAUACUGAAUUAUCAGCCAGAGGGAUCAAAUUGCAUAUUCCGCCAUUCUUGAGAAGCAAUCGGCUGUCCCCUAAUGAGGCACAUCUGAAUGAGGCCAUUGCAAAGGCCCGGAUUCACGUAGAACGAACGAUCCAACGAAUUAAAAUAUUCAAUAUUUUACAUGAUACAAUAGAUGCAAAUAUGUUGAGCUAUAUUGACGAAAUAAUGUCCAUAAUUUGUGGUAUAGUUAAUUUGAGCAACCCUAUUCUUCGAGAUGAUAAGUUUUAA